Molecule: messenger RNA, 3775 nt
Organism: Apus apus (common swift)
Lineage: Eukaryota; Metazoa; Chordata; Aves; Apodiformes; Apodidae
Gene: ABHD8
Product: abhydrolase domain containing 8
Exons: 5
Coding region: 483-1775 (430 amino acids)
Molecular function (GO): catalytic activity
Source: RefSeq, a predicted model, not a curated record
AAAAAGUAAGAAGGAAAUGGGCAAAUCCCCCCCGUUGGAAGGGGCUGAAACCCAGGGCGAGUCCCCAGGCUCCCCCCGGGCGGGCGGCGGGGCUGAGUUUGACUGGCAAGUCUCCUUGUCUGUCACACCGAGAUCCCUCCUCCUUUAGGAGGGAUUUAAGGGGCUUUCUAUGGCUAUAGGCGACAAGGACAAAUAGCACCCCCAAACCCCAGAGCUCAGCGAUGAAGCUGCUGGCGGGGAGGAGAUGGAAGGAGAGAUGCCGGGCUAAAGCAGACGAGCUGAGCUGAAGGGAUCGCUCCAUCCUUCCCCAGCAGCGAGGCAGAAGGAAAAAUGUAAUCGGAGGAGCUGGAAAGCUGAGCAGCCUGGCAGAGCCUGCACCCUGCACCUCUGCUCCUCUGCCCUUACUCGCCUCCUGCAGGAUUUAAGCCUUUCAUUUGCCAUCUCGACUCCUGGCCAUCCCCGUCAAUAAAUGAGGGAGCAUAAUGCUGAACAGCAUCACCGAUGGGUUCCUGUGCUGCCUGAUGGGCAAGGCCACCAACGCGGUGGGGCCGCUGGACAGCGUUGAGUCCAGCAACGGCUACAGCUUCAUGGAGGUGAAGCCGGGGAGGAUCCUACGGAUCAGGCACAGCACCCCGAGCCGCCCGGCCCCGGAGGAGCCCCAGGAGCCCCAGCCCGGGGCCCUGGCCCGGGGCACCGUGCACUGCAAGCGCAGGAUCACCGUCUACCGCAACGGGCAGCUGGUGAUCGAGAACCUGGGCGACGCCGUCCGCUCCGAGAUCCUGCACUGCCAGAACAGCUCGGGGGAACCCAACAGCACCGUGGAGCUGGAGCUGCCCGACCUGGCUGGCCAAGCUCCUGCCCAGGGACCCGCCAGCAGCCCGGGAUGCGGCACGAGGGAGGGACCUCCCGCCCCCGGCAAGCGACGGAAGAGGAAGCCCAAGAAAGUCAUCAACAUCGACUGCAAGAAGCAGAUCACGAGCUGCAAAGGGACGCACAGCGACGUCGUCCUCUUCUUCAUCCACGGCGUGGGCGGCUCCCUGGACAUCUGGAAGGAGCAGCUGGACUUCUUCACCAAGCUGGGCUACGAAGUGGUGGCUCCUGACCUUGCUGGCCAUGGCUGCAGCUCGGCUCCCCAGAUUGCUGCUGCCUACACCUUCUAUGCCCUGGCUGAGGACAUGAGGGCCGUCUUCAAGCGCUACGCCAAGAAGAGGAACAUCCUGAUAGGACACUCCUAUGGGGUGUCCUUCUGCACCUUCCUUGCCCACGAGUACCCAGACCUGGUCCAUAAGGUGAUCAUGAUCAACGGCGGGGGCCCGACGGCGCUGGAGCCCAGCCUCUGCUCCAUCUUCAACAUGCCCACCUGUGUGCUGCACCUCCUGUCCCCGUGCCUGGCCUGGAGCUUCCUCAAGGCUGGCUUUGCUCGCCAGGGUGCCAAAGAAAAGCAGCUGCUGAAGGAAGGCAACGCCUUCAACGUCUCCUCCUUCGUGCUGCGCGCCAUGAUGAGCGGGCAGUACUGGCCCGAGGGUGACGAGGUUUACCACGCCGAGCUGGCAGUUCCCGUGCUGCUGGUCCAUGGCAUGCACGACAAGUUCGUCCCGGUGGAGGAGGAUCAGAGAAUGGCUGAGAUCCUGCUGAUCGCCUUCCUGAAGGUGAUCGACGAGGGCAGCCACAUGGUGAUGAUGGAGUGUCCCGAGACCGUGAACACGCUGCUCCACGAGUUCGUCCUGUGGGAGCCCGAGACGCCAGCAGGGGACGGGCAAGGGGAGAAGAAAUAAGGCAGCGGGAGGCGGUGACCGGGCUGCUCCCGUGGGAGAGACGUUUCGGAGAGGAGAAGGGUUUGUGAGAGCGGAGGGGCGUGCCCGAGGCCGCCCCCGCCGGGAGCUCAGCCCAUUUUCUUUCCCGGCCGCAGCGGAGGCUGGUGGCGGAGCACGGAGGCUCCCCUGGGCAGGGGUGUGCGGGGCCAGCAGGGGGAACACGGCAGACCUGGUCCCUGUCCCCUCGGGGAUGGCACGACAGCCGCUGGAGCGGCUUCAUCCCGUUUCUUUGUAGUAUUAUUUUCCUCAUGCAGCGACCGGCCGGGGACGGAGAGGAGGCGGCUGCGGGGAGACCGGUCCCACCUGCAGCAAAAUAGGAAGAACUCAGAGAGGUUCCUCCAGGGAGAGCACAUCGGCUCCGGCACCUUCCCGGCCAGGGCUGGAGGAGCUGAGCUGGGAUUGUUUUAAGGAGAAGCCAAAGGCUGCUCGGCCUCAGCAGCAGGACUUGCCUCUCUGAGCCCUGCAGUGCCUCGUUGGAGCUGCCUGUGGGGACAGGGGGAUGGGAUCAUCGUUGAUGCCAGCAGGCACACACGGGGCACCCAGCAGCUCCUGCCUGCACAGCUCAGCUCUGCCUGGCCAGGAGAUGAGGACCAGGAGGUGACCUGCCUGGCCAGGACCAUCAGCUUCCCCGCCACAGAGGGACACAGUGGGGAGGACAACACCAGACCUGAGCUCUCCUGUCGUUCCCCAGUGCUACUGUCUGUGCAGUCACAUCCCCAACCACCGUGGCUUUAGGUACCACAGCACUGGCUUCUGCAGAGCCCCCUGUCCCCUCCUGCUGCCACGUCCUUGGAGCCAUUGCCACCACACAGCGACUCCCGCAGUGUCUGAUCCACUCACCCUUCCCAGCUUCCAGCUCCUCCACAGCUCCAGGACCCACCACGUGCUCCCGGACCACAUCCCAGCUGGAGUCACACUCAUCCCUGGUGCACUGGGGGACCAGCAAUAGCCCAUUGCCUUCCGCUGUGUCUGUCCCUGCCAGCAGCUCCCGAAGGAUCCGUGGGGUCUCGGAGCAGCGACACAAACCACCGUGGUCUGAUCCCAACGCUCACCUUCUGUACAUAACCCACCAGUCCUGUCGUCUUCUUCCCUCCGUGCUCUGUUUUCUGCUGCCAGCAGCUGGGCAGGCCUGAGAAGGUACAUGAGAAGUGUCCGGUUGGGCCCCGGUGCCAUGGCAGGGGUUCCCAGCCGAGGGAUGGGAGGGACCCCAAGCGAGCAGGGAGGAUGCUCAGCACAGCCAGUGCCCAGCCCUGUGCCACCCCACAGAGCGGAGCCAUUCCCUGCUUUGCUUCCCUCUUAUUUCCCCCAUCUAAACCAAAGAAACAACCAAUCCCAUGGAAACCUCACCCUUGUCCCACGUCCCACCCAGACCCCCCCCUUGCUGGCACUGUGCUGAGGCAACCAGCUUGCUCCAGGGGCUCCCAGCUGGCAGGGCUGCUCCCACAGCAGCUGGCACCCACCUGCAAGGUGCUUUUCCCCAAGGCUGAGCCCACUUCCCUCCCCAAAAGGACACAUGUAGAAGAAAGAAGGGUCCUUCAGAGCCAGCCCUGGCGUCACAGGGACCCUGUGUGACCAGUGUCCCCAGGCAGCCCCCCUUCUUCAAUCCCAGCAUCGGGGCAGAGCUGCCCCCCCUGCCUGCCCCUGCCACAGCCUGUCUCAUAAUGAGAAUUUUAACGACCCCAAGUUCAGAUGGUUUCCACAAGCUUUCCUGACACCAGCUCCCCCCUCCCCAGCACACCCAGGGGCUGCAACCAGCCAGAAAUGCCACCAUACUCAAAAAAACCACAGCUCUGCAAUCCCUGGGCCCCUGUCAGUGCCAGCCCAUGAGCCACAGCUCCUCAACCUCUGUUUGCCACCGAGUCUGUGUCGCUUGUACCCACGUCGCUUGUGCCACGGCCAAGGCAGCCCCUGCCCCAUCCUCCCCCCACCCCCCCCGAGCCUCGCGCCAUCCUAGUGCCAUU